CUAGCUAAACGCUAUCAAUUACUUAUUCAGCAGUUUGUAUAAACUUGAAUGUUGAAAUCUGUAUAAAAAAUAGAUACUACUUCUAUUUUUCAUCAACCGAAAUCACAAAUCAAGGGACUGAUUACAGGUUGAGCGUUGUUUUUAAAUGUGAUUUUUGACUAUUUAACAACUCGCCGAGUUUCUUGAGGUCUGCGAUAGAAUUAUUUUAUUCUUUAUGUAUCCUAGACAUGGAGACUGAACAUUCGACAGAUAUAAAUCCUGUAGAGGAACCAGAUAGCAAGAGAAGUAUGAGUUCCACCGAAACAUAUUCCACAUUGCAUAGCGUCAAACAUGAACACGGGGAUAGUGGUAACCAGGUGAAAAUGGAGAAUCCGUUAGAAGUUGUAGUUAAAUCCGAAAUGCUGGAUGCAGAACCGUCUGUGGACAACAUAAAGUUAGAAAAUAUGGACUCUUUGAUGCUAAAUGAAGAGAUUGACAUCAAAUAUGAAUAUGAGGAUUCCACAUGGGAUAGAAUUAAAGUUGAAGAGAAAUUCGAGCCUGGGUUUGAAGCUGACUCGGCAGCAGAUACAGUUGACCAGAUGAAAAUGGAGUUCCAAGAAUCUGAAAAUCUGGAAGAAAAACCAGAUUUAAGCAGCACAAAUUUUGAAAAUCUGAACGCGUCGGCGCUACACGACGAAUUUGACAUCAAAACCGAGAGUGACGAAGGUGACGGGCAGGAUUCGGCGUUCGAUAGAAUUAAAAUUGAGGAGAAAUUCGAGCCUGGGUUUGAAGCUGACUGGGCAGCAGAUACGGUUGACCGGAUGAAAAUGGAGUUCCAAGAAUCUGAAAAGCUGGAAGGAAAAUUUGAAAAUAUGGUGCCGUUAGGGCUACACGACGAAUUUGACGUUAAAACUGAGAGUGACCAAGGUGACGGACAUAAUUUGGCGUCCUAUAGCGCACAAAUAAAGAAAAAGCUGGAAAACGAAAUAGGAAAUCCACCGAUCGAAGGAAAAAAUUCGUUCAACUGUUAUAUUUGUAACGAUACGAGCCAUUGUAAAAGCGGUUUGAUCGUUCACGUAUCCAAAAACCAUCCUAAAUUUCCGUCAUCUGUAUUUAGUAAGAUACUUCAAUGUGCAAACUGUGGAUAUAAAACUGCACAUAAGGGGCAUUUAGCUAGGCAUAUGAUAAAACAUACUCGAGCUAAGCACACGUGUACAAUGUGUGAUGCGUCAUUUACGAGGAAAAUAUUAUUAGACAUCCAUACUUUACAGACACAUCCUCAGCUUACUGCUACUGCGUCUAGUAAGUUGCAUAAAUGCACACAUUGUGAAUAUAAAACUACAUACGCGAGUGCUCUAGUUGAGCAUAUCAUGAAACAUAAAGCUGAUUCCACGUGUAUGAUAUGUGAUGCGUUAUUUUCGAACAAAGUCUCAUUAGACAACCAUAUUUUACAGAAACAUCCUGAGCGCACCGCUUCUGUAUCUAGUAAGAUACAUGAAUGUACACAUUGUGAAUAUCAAACUACAUAUGUGGGAUCUCUAGCUAAUCAUAUCAUGAAACAUACAGCUAAUUUCACUUGUAUGCUGUGCGAUGCGUUAUUUUCGAACAAAACCUCAUUAGACAACCAUAUUUUACAGAAACAUCCUGAGCUCUCCGCUUCUGUAUCUAGUAAGGUACAUGAAUGUACGCAUUGUGCAUAUAAAACUACGCACGCGAAUUAUCUAGUCAAGCAUAUUACGAAACAUACAAAUGAUUUAACGUGUACGAUGUGUGAUGAGUUAUUUACGAAAAAAACCUCAUUAGGCAGCCAUAUUUUACAGAAACAUCCUGAGAGCACUGCUUCCAUAUCUAGUAAGAUACAUAAAUGUACACAUUGCGAAUAUAAAACUACAUAUAAGGGGCAUUUAGUUAAGCAUAUGAAGAAACAUACUGGAGCUAAGUUCACAUGUACAAAGUGAGAUGCGUCAUUGGCAAGAAAAGAAUACUUUCUACGAAUGCUGUAAUGUGACACUUGAUUGUGAAUCGAAAUUUUUUGAUGAUCACGUAAUAAAAAAUCAUUCGAAGAACUGCAAAAAAAACAUCACGUAAAAUACUGAUAAUAUAUGUAAUAAUAAUAAUAAUAAUGGUUUAUGGGUGUUACUACACAGAAAGUGCUUGUACAAGUCAGUAUAAUAGAAGCUUAGUAGCAGGAAGAAAAUAAAUGACAAACAAUCCAUAUAAUAAACAAACACAUACGAGUAUAUGGUUAAAAGGGUAACAAUAAAAAGUAUAAAAGAUAAAAUUAUAACAAUCCGUGAAGAAGUUGUGGUUGACGAACUCGUCAAAGCUAUCGACAAGAGCAAAUUUUUCAUAUCUGUAUUCAUUGUAUGCUAGAAAUCUCAGUUCCUUAGGUAAAGUGUUAUAAAAUUAUGCCCUGGUAGUAAACUGCGUUUCUCGUUUUAGCAAGUCUAUGUCUAUAAUGGUGACACAUUCAUCAGAAUCAAUAUAUUAUGUACAGGGUGACUUUGAAGUUGAGUCAUUAAUUUUCAGAUAAUGAUUGUAAAAGGAAGAUCAACCAAAAUAUGUGUGUAAAAAUUAAAAAAAAAUUAAAAAAAAUGUUUACCUUGUUUUAUAAAGUAUCCUCCGGUCAAGUAUUUCAGUGUGGACCUGUAUUUGAUCGUGAGGUCUUGGAGCACCGGCAUGCCCUCCCCUGUGAGGUCUUAACUCCCCUGAUUCACGAGCCUGUUGUACUACAUUAACAAAGGCACGAGGGGUUGGUUGCACUCGAUUGGGAAACCGAUCCGCAUAAACAUGUGCCAUUUUUUAUUUCGUUUGAGCCACGCAGCAAACACCACUAUUCACUCACGCAUUACCGACUGACACAUUGACUGAAUAAAAACAUCGUGAUCAGCGUUUCAAAUUCUUUCGCUUUUUUGUUUCCGAUGCGAUGAACCGAUAAGGCGGAUUAUAUACGUUGUUGCGAAACACGAGCACAUAUUAUUAUUGAGACAGGGCGGUACUCAAACUUCCAAAGGGCUGUAACUUUGUUACUUUAAUUUUACCACAAAAAUGUUAAAGGAAAAAAACAUUUCUUUUGAUCAGAUCUACUCACUGUUAAAAUAAAUGACUCAACUUCGAAGUCACCCUGUAUGUAUUGCGAUUGAAAUAACAAAGCUAAUGUGCGGUGAAACAGCAGUGAAAACGUAAAAAAGAAAUUGAAGAAAAAUACUCGAUAUUCAUUUGCUAAGGAUUUUCAAGUACUGCCCGAACACAUGUUUUGUUUGUAACAUAAAGUUGUCGCUGUUCGAUUAUCAUUAGUCUAAUUGAACUGAGGGAAAGAAAGCCUCUAGUUUAUAUGUAAUUGACUUGUAUAUUUCCUAAUAUUAGCACAUGUUUUUCCUUACAUCUUCG
This is a messenger RNA of Acanthoscelides obtectus, 3369 nucleotides long. Lineage: Eukaryota; Metazoa; Arthropoda; Insecta; Coleoptera; Chrysomelidae. The record is from the annotation of a GenBank genome assembly.